Messenger RNA from Aspergillus sclerotioniger CBS 115572, 882 nucleotides. RefSeq lists its product as uncharacterized. Lineage: Eukaryota; Fungi; Ascomycota; Eurotiomycetes; Eurotiales; Aspergillaceae. The coding region runs from base 86 to 817 and encodes 243 amino acids. The record is from RefSeq and is a predicted model, not a curated record. The transcript is spliced from 2 exons.
AUCAACCCUUUGCCGGUCCCAUCUGCAAUAUUACUCCGUUCCGUUAAUUCUACACCCCACAACAACUGGUAUCGUAUUGUUAUUGAUGAUGGCCAGCCCUACAGAGAUCCCGACCGACCGUUUCUCCCAUGACGCAGCCUUCAUCCAUGUCACUCCUAAUGACGACGAGAAUCGCGCCAUGCAAUAUCACCACUCCGAAACAGCCAACCAGAGCAACCGCCAUGUCCAGCGUCUGGCGAACAUGAGUUUUCUCCGAUCCGAAUGUCCUACUCCUACUUAUCACCCCCACUGGACUUACUUCCGUGCCCCCCCAAAUCCAUCCCGAAACGCCUACCAGAUACCUGCGUACGAUGGAACUUCAUUGGGACCGAAUCAUGCUUUGACGGGGUACAUAAGGAAUGGUAAUGACGAACAAAUUGGUGUUCCAUCCAGCAGACACUUAUCGGGAGGUCGUCAUGGAUCACAUCCACAUAGGACCUCUAUGAAUGGUGUUGCAAGAGGCAGCCUGGACACACGAUAUCGUGUACAGAGGGCACAACCUUAUGCAACGAAUUGCCGGACCUCUAACUUGAUUUGCGAAUGGAAUGGCUGCACCUACGCCCACCCGUUCAACAGAGCAGCGGAUCUAAUAAGACAUGUUAGGAACAUUCAUGUGUCCCCUGACUCGUUUCCGUGCUGGGUUCCCGGAUGCGAUCGCUCCUUCAAUCGCAGUGAUAAUUUGAUGGAGCAUCUCUCACGGGUCCAUCAGGUGGAAAGGGAAGGUCAGUCUCAGCGCUCACUUAUCGACAAUCAACAUCAGCUACGUGAUUACUAUUAGUGCCAUAUUAUCUGCCGUCCAGAGGUCUUCGACAGAGCUCCUUGCUGGUAUUGAAUACAUCGAAC